Molecule: messenger RNA, 5028 nt
Organism: Pygoscelis adeliae (Adelie penguin)
Lineage: Eukaryota; Metazoa; Chordata; Aves; Sphenisciformes; Spheniscidae
Gene: CASKIN2
Product: CASK interacting protein 2
Exons: 21
Coding region: 447-4727 (1426 amino acids)
Molecular function (GO): protein binding
Source: RefSeq, a predicted model, not a curated record
UCAGCGCAGCAGAGCCUGGCAAGGGGAGCAAAGCACAACACCUCUGGCUCUGGGAGUGCUGCGAGAGGCCAAGGGCAUCCCGAUGCUGACUCUGCCAGCCGCCCUGCCCUGAGCCACCUGGCUUUGUUUUGUAGAGCCCUGAUGCUGUCAGGAGCCCGUCCCUGAGUGCUGAACUAUUUCUUGUUUUAAUUGAUCGCAUGUUCUCCAACCAAACCCCAUCUGGGUCCUGCUCCUCCCGACGCAGAAAGGGACUUCUGGCCUUAACAGAAAGAUUUCUUCCUUCUGGUUUUUAUGUCCCGUGGGAUUGUAAAGCAUCUUUCUUGCUGGAUUUCAUCUCCCAUCAAAGCGUGUUUUGAGGAAUUACGUGCUUAUUUCCAUGCUUUUAUAAACCGCUGGGAUCUGAGGGUCUCUGCCUUCUGCACCGCCACUGCUCCCACCUGUCUGCAAUGGGGCGAGAGCAGGAACUGAUCCAGGCCGUGAAGAAUGGGGACGUACCCGGUGUGCAGAAACUGGUGGCCAAGAUCAAGGCAUCUAAGAGCAAGCUCCUGGGAUCUGCCAAGCGCCUGAAUGUGAACUACCAGGAUGCGGACGGGUUCUCGGCGCUGCACCAUGCGGCCCUGGGCGGCAGCCUGGACCUCAUCUCACUGCUGCUGGAAGCACAGGCCACUGUCGACAUCAAGGACAGCAACGGGAUGCGCCCCCUGCACUAUGCGGCCUGGCAGGGGCGUGUGGAGCCGGUGCGGGUGCUGCUGCGUGCUGCUGCCUCCGUCAACAUGGCUUCACUGGACGGUCAGAUCCCGCUGCACCUCUCGGCACAGUACGGCCACUAUGAGGUGUCAGAGAUGCUGCUCCAGCACCAGUCCAACCCCUGCCUCAUCAACAAGGCGAAGAAAACUCCCCUGGACCUGGCCUGUGAGUUUGGGCGGCUGAAGGUGGCCCAGCUGCUGCUGAACAGCCAUCUGUGUGUCGCCCUCCUGGAAGGACAGUCCAAGGAUGCCACCGACCCCAACUACACCACCCCGCUGCACCUGGCAGCCAAGAAUGGGCACAAGGAGAUCAUCAGGCAGCUGCUGAAGGCCGGGAUCGAGAUCAACAAGCAGACAAAGACGGGCACAGCCCUGCACGAGGCCGCGCUCUAUGGCAAAACGGAUGUGGUGCGCUUGCUGCUGGAGGGUGGUGUUGACGUGAACAUCAGGAACACCUACAACCAGACGGCACUGGACAUCGUGAACCAGUUCACCACCUCUCACGCCAGCAAGGACAUCAAGCAGCUGCUGAGAGAGGCAUCAGGAAUCCUGAAGGUCCGAGCUUUGAAGGAUUUUUGGAACCUCCACGACCCGACUGCUCUCAACGUCCGGGCAGGAGACGUCAUCACAGUCCUGGAGCAGCAUCCAGAUGGGCGAUGGAAGGGGCACAUCCAUGAUGCUCAGAAAGGCACCGAUCGGGUCGGGUACUUCCCCCCCUCCAUCGCUGAAGUCAUCAGCAAGCGAACAGGCGUGAUUGUCCCCCGCGUGGCGCCCAUGCACCAGCACCAGGGUCCCCCUGGGGCCCUCCCGGCCCCCCCCGGCGGGCUGCAGCACCUCCCCGACGAGUCUCCUCACCAGGCAGCCCCGAGCAUCCCAGCAGCCUAUGACCACCUCACCCUAACCCGGACGGCCCCAGGCCCUGACAGCUCAGCAGGAGACAGGAACAGUGUGGGCAGCGAGGGCAGCAUUGGCAGCAUCCGCAGUGCCGGCAGCGGCCAGAGCACCGAGGGCACCAACGGACAGAGCACCAACAUCCUCAUCGAGAACACCAGGCCGCUGCCCUCUGCCAGCGAUGACCUCCAACAACACCUUUUGGGAUCGGAGCCACACAAUGUGCAGUUGACGUCCACAGCAGGGCCACAGGGCCACCAGACCCCAGGCAGCUGCCCCCCUGGAGACAGAGUCUUCUCCCACCAGUUCUUGCGGCCUGAGCAGCUCCUCGAGGGGAAGGACGCAGAAGCCAUUUACAACUGGCUGAGUGAAUUCCAGCUGGAGUCGUACACCACCAACUUCCUCAAUGCUGGCUAUGAUGUCCCCACUAUCAGCCGCAUGACCCCAGAGGAUCUGACAGCCAUUGGUGUGACCAAACCAGGCCACAGGAAGAAGAUCUCCACUGAGAUCGGGCAGCUCAGCAUUGCUGAGUGGCUGCCCAACUAUAUCCCGGCUGACUUGAUGGACUGGCUCAGUGCCAUUGGGUUGCCCCAGUACCACAAAAAGCUGGUGAACAACGGCUACGAUUCCAUCACCAUUGUGACGGACCUGACAUGGGAGGAUCUGCAAGAGAUUGGCAUCAACAAGCUGGGCCACCAGAAGAAGAUCAUGCUGGCUGUCAAGAAGCUCAGAGACCUCCGCAAAAGCCUCAACCAAGCAGAAGCAACUCUGGCAAGACGCAAAGUCCCCGGUGCCCUGGACAUCGUCACCAUUGAGUCGCUGGAGAAUGGGGAGUGCCAGUCCCCGCACACCCCCAAAAUGACGACCUUCCAGGACAGUGAGCUCAGCUACGAGCUCCACACAGCCAUGUCCAACAGCUGCCAUGAGACGCUUGGCAUCAAGAGCAGCCAGGGGAUGUCGCGGAGCCAGGAGAGCAUUGGAGUGCGGUCCCGGGGCUCGGGGCACUCACAGGACAAUGUGCUGUCCCUGCACCUCUCCAGCCCCUCACAGGAGAGCCUGGGCAGUGGGGAGAGCAGCAGCAGCAGCGGGCAGUCCUGCGUGCCGCCCUGCAGCAAGGAGAGCCCAGCCAGCCUGCCAGGACGGCCCAGUCCUGAGCCCUAUGGGAAGCUCAUCUCUCCCGAGGGGCUGAAUGGCUAUGCCAAUGGCAGCGGGGGCAGCCCUCUCAAGGAGAGGAACCUGCCCGAAGGCACAGAUCAGUAUGCCCGGCCAGUGGCUCAGAAAGGUGCCGGGACACCGGCAGUCACCCCGUGUACCCCUCCCCAGACCCCCAGCAAGGCGACAGCCCCGUACGUCUUCAUGUACCCGCACGUCUCCUUGAAAUCCCCGACAGUCCCUUCCCUCCUGGGAGCGGAGCAGCCCAAGACCCUGGUGCACCUGUACCCCUCCAUCUCCUCCGGACAGAAGAACAGCCUGCAGACGUCAGCCCAAAAAGCCUUCUCCUACCUGCACAGCCAGUGUGGCCCUGUGGAGCCACCCACCAUGUCACCCACGGCUGGGGUGGCCAUGGGCGCCUGGCAGAUGGAUGCCAAGGUGACCCGCAGCCAGUCCUUUGCCAUCCGGGCCAAGCGCAAGGGCCCCCCCCCGCCGCCUCCAAAGCGCCUCAGUUCUGUCUCCAGUGCCCUUGCUGCCGAGGCAGAUGGUGAGCAGCCCCCCAACCCCGAGCAGCAGCCCACAGCCCCCCAGGACAUGGCCGACAUGGGUGCCAGCCCCGGUGAUGCCAUCCAUGGCAGGAUAGCGAAGGGCCUGGCGGCUGCGCUGGAGGGGACACCAGGGGCGAGUCUGCCCAAGCCCCUCCUGGCCCCAAAAUCACUGCACAUGGCUCAAGACUGUCUCCCUGGGGCAGGUGUGGACGAUGAGUCCUAUGAUGGUGGUGAUACCAACAGCACCACACUUUCCGAUGCCAGCAGGGAUCCUUUUGAGAGCAGCAAGCCACGGAGACGGACAUUCAGUGAGCCCAGUGCUCCCAUGACGGAGGUGGCUGUGCAGGGUGGGCGGGAGGACACCUGCUCGGACACGGAGGAGGAGGCCAAGCCGGGGGUCUCAUCCUCAUCCUCCCAGAAUAGCUCCAGUGAGUGCAUCCCCUUUGCAGAAGAAGGCAACUUAACCAUCAAACAGCGGCCAAAGCCCACUGGGCACCCCAAGGCCGACACGACCAUCCCAGACACAGAGCCCAGUUCCCAGCCGGUGGAGCCCCCCUGCUCCACUGGGAAGGAGCCGGUGGUGCCUGCUGCUGCCAAGGAGCCGCCUGUGCCAGAGUUCAACCUCACUGAGUCAGACACAGUGAAGCGCCGGCCCCGCUUCAGGGAGCGGGAGCCACUGCAGGCAGUGCUGAAGGCAUUCAGCAUGGUGGGACAGGCUGAGGCAGGGGCCAGCCCGGGGCCCCCGUAUGCCCGGGCCCAAGCAGUGAGCAUUGCAGGCCCUGCCAUGCCAGCACCAGCACCACAGGCUGGGCUGGCCGGGGAUGCCUUUGAUGACAACAGCGUGGAGUUCAGGAUUGCCGAGAUAGAGAAAAGCAUCUUGUCACUGGAGAAGGGGAUCAAGAAGGCACCAAGCCCCACCAAAGCCCCCAGCCCCGUGGAGCUGCUCAGCACCACCGUGGUGAGGACGCCCGCUCCAGAUGUCCCCACCAAGCACACCUCCGUGGCGUCCACCAAGCUAGUCUUCUCCGGGCCCAAGACCAUCUACCAUCAGGUCCUGCAACCCUCCCGCCAUACUGUUGUUCCCUGGGAAGCCACCGAGGCAGUACCGGAUGUGAUCGGGUCGCUGGUCAGUCCUGGCUUGCUGACGCUGGAGGCGGGUAGCAAGGUGUCAGCAAAACCUUUGGCAGCUGCCCCAGGGGCCGCCCUGGCCCAGCAGCGGCUGGAACAGACCAACUCCACCCUGGCUGCUGCGCUGCAGGCGGCUGAGAAGAUCACGGAGGAGGAGGCAGAAAGCCACCCUGGGGCCGUGCACUCGGCCAAGAACAUCCUGGAAGACAUCAGCAACAUGUUCGAUGACCUGGCUGACCAGCUGGAUGCAAUGCUGGACUGAGGCUUGCUCCCUCCUUCCCCUCCCCACCUCUGGCUGCUCUGCCAGUGCCCCUCGUGACAGGGGGAGAGCAGAUCCAGCACUGAGUGGUGCCUCCAGAUCUCUCCAGCUGCCUCCCUCCCUGCACUUUGCACUGCGGCUGGGAAUGCAGCUGCCCCUCCUGGCUCGUCCCUGGCUCAAUAUCACAUGUGCCAAUGUGGCUGCGGGCUGGUUUCUGAGGGGGUCAGGCAUUUCCCACCAGACUGGCAGCAGGAGGAGAGCCCAGAGGGCCCGCACAUGUGGUCCUGCAGGCCAUGGAGAAGAC